UUAUUUUCAUUCUGUUAGUUGAACAAACAUUACGGACUUCUAACGAACAUGAAAUUGACGAUGGAUGCGGAGAAAUCUAGGGAAAUGCUUUUUGACCCGAAGGAGGAGCAUGACGCUUGCGGUGUGGGUUUCGUAGUUAACACUAAGGGUGUACGCUCAAAUAAGGUACUCAAAGAUGCUAAAGUCAUGCUUGAACGUAUGGAUCAUCGAGGCGCUUGCGCAUGUGAUGAGGACACUGGAGAUGGAUCGGGAGUAAUGACUUCUAUACCAUAUGAAAUAUAUCUGGAGUAUGCACGUGAAGCAAAUGUUGUUUUACCACCGAUGGGCCAUUUCGCUACUGGUAUCAUCUUUAUACACGAUCGCACUAUUACAAUUUCUGAUCUAAUGAAACGGUUUUCAGAAAUAACGGAGGAGUGCGACCUAAAACUUCUAUUCUGGCGCAUGGUGGAUGUGAACAAAAACUGUAUUGGCAUAGUAGCGCAUUCUGAAGAGCCGAUCAUAGUUCAAGUAUUUGUCGUCCAGAAAUCAGAAAGUGAAGCAUCCUCCCAAGGUACUGGAUUUCGUAGUCAAGUGUUUUUACUUCGGAAAUAUGCAAGUAAUGAAUUAUCAAAGAGCUGUUAUAUAUGCAGUUUAUGUUCUGAAAGAAUUGUUUAUAAAGGUUUAUUUACCACAAAACAACUUUGGAAUUAUUACGCAGAUCUGUCCAAUCCUAAUUAUUUGACUCACUUUGCCAUUGUUCACAAUCGCUUUUCUACAAACACUUUUCCAUCGUGGUGUCGUGCUCAUCCUCAACGUAUGAUGGCUCAUAAUGGAGAAAUCAAUACACUGCGUGGCAAUGUAAAUUACUGCCGAGCGCGUCAAAGUCUCAUGUUCAGUCGUUUUUAUACAAAGGCACAAAUGUCCAAAUUAUUUCCUAUCAUUGAACAAGGCAUGUCUGAUUCAGGAUCAUUUGACAACAUGAUGGAAUUCUUAUGCCAUGCUGGUGACUACAGUCUACCAGAAGCUGUAAUGAUGAUGAUUCCUGAAGCAUGGCAUAACCUAGAUCCGGAGAAAGGCGAAAUGUCCAAAGAAAAAUGGAAUUAUUUCAAAUGGGCUGCUAAUAGUUUUGAGCCUUGGGAUGGACCAGCUCUAAUUGUAUUUUCUGAUGGACGAUAUAUUGGUGCAGUACUUGAUCGUAAUGGUCUUCGCCCAGCUCGGUUUUAUGCAACCAGUGAUGAUAUGGUCUAUAUGUCAAGUGAAGUUGGUGUAGUUGAUAUACAACCAGAUGUGAAAAUUAUUCAAAAAGGUCGCCUAAAAGCUGGACGUCUAUUGAUUGUUGAUACAGAAAGUGGACAGUUAUUAGACGAUGAAUCAUUGAAAUCCAAAAUUGCUACUAAACAUCCUUAUGAAACUUGGCUUAAAGAAGGAGCUAUUGACUUACCUGAAAUGCAUAAGGCUUUUGCGAAUUCUCCAGAACAUUAUAAGAGAGUAUCGACACUCGAACCCUCAGUUAUCGAUGAUCGUCGACUUCCACUAUUUGGGUAUAAUCCAGAAAAUAUUAAUCUUCUCAUUUUGCCCAUGUUGAAAACUAGCAAAGAAGCACUAGGCUCUAUGGGGAAUGAUGCUCCAUUGGCUUGUUUAUCGGAACAAAAUCCCCAUGUAUUUGACUAUUUUCAACAGUUGUUUGCACAAGUCACAAAUCCUCCUAUCGAUCCAUUUCGAGAACGAAUUGUCAUGACUUUGAUGUGUCCUAUUGGACCACAGAAAAAUAUUUUGAUUCCAUCAAGAUCACAAACGCAUCGUUUAUGGCUUGCGAAUCCAAUUUUAUCAUUAAGGGAUAUGGCUUUGUUACGUUCACUAGGGGGCGAUUCUCCAUCACAACCUGAGGAUGUCAAAAUAACAAGUACUGUUCUCUCUUGGCGUAGUGUUAUUUUGGAUGCUACACUAUCUACAUAUGAAGGUUCUGGAGAAGUUUCAUUGGGUACAAAAUUGUUUCAAUUUCUGCAAGAUCUGUGUGACAAGGCCGAGAAUGCAGUUUUACACGAUAGUGUGGAUUUAUUAAUAAUUUCUGAUAGAGCCAGUAGUCAGGAUCGACUGCCAGUUCCAAUAUUGUUAGCUGUUGGGGCGGUACACCAACGUCUAGUUCGUCGUGAACUUCGUAUGAGGGUUGGAAUAAUUGCGGAAACGGGCGAAUCAAAAGAGGUUCAUCAUUUUUGUACACUUAUUGGUUUCGGUGCAGAUGCCAUUUGUCCCUACUUAAUUUUUGAAUCUGUCUCACGUUUGAAUUAUGAAGGUCUACUAACAUCAGAUACAGUUGUGAAUGAAGAAGAACUAUAUUCAAGUUUCAUAGCAGCCGUUGAACGUGGUAUACUUAAAGUUAUGGCUAAAAUGGGCAUCUCAACAUUGCACAGCUACAAGAGUGCUCAGAUCUUUGAAGCUGUUGGUUUAGCACAAUCUGUGAUUGAUAUGUGCUUCUGUGGGGCCGUAAGUCGUGUAGGCGGAGCAGAUUUCGAAAUAUUGGCAAGAGAAGUUACUGCACGUCAUCGACUAGCCUAUCCAGAAUGUCAAACACUUUGUACUAAAGCACUUGAAAAUCUUGGUCAGUUUGGGAAUAAUCCUGGGUUUUAUCACUGGAGACAUGGUGGAGAAAAGCAUAUAAACAGCCCAGAGACAGUAGCGAAACUUCAGGCUGCAUCUCGUAAUAAUAGCCAUGAGGCUUACAAAAUGUUUGUUCAAGCUGCCGAUGAGUGUUCACGUCAUUGUACUCUUCGUGGACAGUUAGAUUUUAAUUAUUCGGAAAAUCCUUUGCCGUUGGAAUUAGUAGAACCGGCUGCAGAAAUAGUAAAGCGUUUUUCUACAGGCGCUAUGAGUUUGGGAAGUAUUUCUGCAGAAGCUCACACUGCUUUGGCUAGGGCUAUGAACAAAAUCGGUGGCCGUUCAAACACUGGUGAAGGAGGCGAGCGACCAGAACGUUAUAAAGAUCCUGAAAUAUGUUCUGCUAUAAAACAGGUUGCUUCCGGACGUUUCGGUGUGAACAGUUCAUAUUUGGCCCAUGCUGAAAUGCUGCAAAUCAAGAUGGCUCAAGGUGCUAAACCUGGUGAAGGUGGUGAGUUGCCAGGUUAUAAAGUUACUGAGGAGAUCGCCCACACACGUUACUCAGUGCCUGGUGUGGGUUUAAUCAGUCCACCACCGCAUCAUGAUAUUUAUUCCAUAGAAGAUUUAGCUCAGCUUAUUUAUGACUUGAAAGCAGCAAAUCCAUUUGCUGUAGUUAGUGUGAAACUCGUGUCUGAAAUUGGAGUCGGUAUCGUUGCUGCCGGUGUGGCCAAGGCUCGAGCAGCACAUAUAACCAUUUCCGGUCAUGAUGGUGGUACUGGUGCAAGUAGUUGGACAGGAAUUAAACAUGCUGGACUUCCAUGGGAACUGGGCAUUGCAGAGACUCAUCAGUCCCUUACCAGUCAACAGGCGCGUUCACGAGUUAAACUACAGGUUGAUGGACAAAUACGUACAGGACGAGAUGUUGUUAUAGCAUGCAUACUGGGAGCUGAUGAAUUCGCAAUGUCAACUGCACCACUCAUUAUAUUAGGGUGCACUAUGAUGCGUAAAUGUCAUUUGAACACUUGUCCAGUCGGAAUAGCUACACAAGAUCCAGUUCUACGAAAGAAAUUUGCUGGUAGCCCAGAACAUGUUAUCAACUACCUGUUUCUUUUGGCUGAAGAAGUCAGACAAUAUCUAAGUCGUUUAGGUGUGUCUUCUUUGAAAGAAAUUGUUGGGCGUACAGAAUAUCUGAAGCAUAGACAGCCUUGCUUAACUGCAAAAUCUCAACUAGUUGAUCUGAGUCGUUUAUUGAUUAAAACGCAACCAGAUGAAGUCCAUUAUGGUUCAUUAAGACAAAGUGACUCAGUGAAAGAUUUCCGUGAAAAUCCGACAACAUUGUCAUUUGCCGACCUCUUGCCAUCUGAUCGUCGUUUAGAUAUAAUAAUACUACGUGCUGCUCAUAAAUUAAUUGAUACUCCAGCGGACAUCAAACUCAGUCCUUCUGAAUCCGUAGUACGUGUGACCGAACCAAUUAAUAAUUCGGAUCGUACAGUUGGUACUACGCUAAGCUAUGCCAUUUCAACUAAUUUUGCUGAAAAAGGAUUACCACAUGAUAGGCGUAUUAUAGUAAAUGUUACUGGAAGUGCUGGUCAGAGUUUCGGAGCCUUCCUUGCUCGUGGCGUUCAUAUUCGCCUUGAAGGUGAUGGAAAUGAUUAUGUCGGGAAAGGUUUAUCAGGUGGACAGAUUACAAUAGUUCCACCCAAACAAUUAUUGGAAGAAGGAUUUAAAUCAGAAAAUAACCUAAUUAUCGGUAACGUUUGCUUAUAUGGGGCCAUAGAAGGACGUCUCUUUUUAAGAGGACAAGCAGCUGAACGAUUCUGUGUACGCAAUUCCGGUGCUACUGUCGUAGUUGAGGGUGUCGGUGAUCAUGGCUGUGAAUAUAUGACUGGUGGUCGUGCUGUUAUACUUGGCCGAACUGGGCGUAAUUUUGCUGCUGGUAUGUCAGGUGGUCUGGCUUUUGUUUAUGAUCCACUCGGAUUGCACGGAGAUUUUGUAACAAAAUGCAAUAUGGAAUUGAUCGAUUUGGAGUUGAUGAAUUCACAGAAUAGAUACAGUGGUUGGCUUAAAGAAAUACUGGUUGAAUUUGUUAAAGAAACUGAUUCACAGGUCGCAUCAAAUAUUUUGGCAGACUGGGACAUUUCCAUCAAUCAUUUUGUCCUUGUAUUUCCACGUGAUUAUAGAAAUGCAUUGGCCAAACUUGAAGCCUCCACCACUACUACUACUACUACUACCACUACUGAUUCCAGUGUGCAAGACACCAAUACAGCUACAAUUCCCAUCGUUGAAAGUAACAAAAUCACUGAUCACGAUACACAAACUAAAGACAUUGAGGAUGUGGUUGGUGAUGAACCGUCUGAGAAACUGGAUAAAGUGCGCGGCUUUGUCAAGUAUGCCAGACAGAAACAGAAUUAUCGUCCAGUUGAAGAGCGUGUGAAAGACUGGGGCGAGGUGUACGCUCUGAAGGAAAUACGUAAAGGUUUGGUAAAACAAGCUGCUCGUUGUAUGGAUUGUGGUGUACCAUUUUGUCAAUCAUAUGUUGGGUGCCCUCUUGGCAAUCUUAUCCCAAACUGGAAUGAUUUGGUGUUCAAGGGUGAUUGGCACGCUGCUCAUAUCGCUUUGGCACAAACCAACAACUUCCCUGAGUUCACAGGCCGUGUAUGCCCAGCACCUUGUGAAGGUGCUUGCGUACUUGGCAUAAACUCUGACCCAGUCACUAUAAAGCAUAUUGAAGGCGCCAUUGCAGAUAAAGCCUGGGAAAACGGCUGGUUACAUCCUAUUCCUGAUGAGAAUCGUAUGCCAACUGGUAAACGUAUUGCAGUUAUUGGUAGUGGUCCAUCUGGAUUAGCUUGUGCAGAUCAGCUAAAUAAGGUUGGACACGAUGUGGUAGUAAUCGAACGAAGAAACUUACCUGGUGGUUUACUACGAUAUGGAAUUCCAACUAUGAAACUUUCUCGUGAAAUCCUUGAUCGCCGAUUGAAUUUAAUGAAAGCUAACGGUGUUAAAUUUGAGCUGAAUACACGCGUCGGUAAUGAUGGUCAACCUCCAGAACCCAGAGAUUUAAAUUCUGUUUGUCGCGAUUCCGCAGAUCGUGAAAACAUUUGGCCCGCUAAAAAACUGCUGGAUGAAUUCGAUGCUAUAGUUUUAUGUUUGGGUGCUACUUGGCCCCGAGAUUUGAAUAUUCCAGGUCGUCAACUUCAAGGUAUUUAUUUUGCCAUGAGUUUCCUUGAACGCUGGCAACGUUAUCAAUACAAGAAUAAGAUUAAGCGUACAUAUGUUGAUCCUCAAAACGAUAAUAAUUUCGAUUCUGAUUCUAUGGCUGCAUUGGCCAAAGGUAAACGUGUAGUUAUACUUGGUGGCGGUGAUACAGGUGUCGAUUGUAUUGCUACAUCUGUACGCCAAGGAGCUGAAAGUAUCCGUGUGUUUGAGAUUCUACCUCCACCGCCAGUCAACCGUGAUAUCAAUGAAAAUCCAUGGCCUGAAUGGCCUCGUAUAUGGAGAGUAGAUUAUGGGCAUUCGGAAGUUGCUGUUCGUAUUAAUGGAGAUCCAAGACAGUUUAAUACAAUAACUAAAGAAUUUCUAGACAAUGGUAAAGGAUCAGUGAGUGGUAUACGUACUGCUAAAGUUGAAUGGACUAAAUCAAAUACUGGCAAGUGGGUAAUGAAUGAAAUACCAGAUUCUGAAGAAACAUUUGAAUGUGAUUUAGUCUUGUUGGCUAUGGGCUUUUUGGGACCUGAAACUACAUUGAUCAAGCAACUUGAAUUGAGUUUGACGAGUCAGUCAGUGAUUCAAGUAAUACCGGAUAAACCAUACACUACACGCAUUCCUAAGGUUUAUGCUGCUGGAGAUUGUCGACGUGGUCAAUCUCUUGUGGUACAUGCAAUUAACGAGGGUAGACUAGCAGCGCGACAAGUUGACCUUGAUCUAAUGGGUAAAACACAACUUCCAGGUCCUGGUGGAAUAAUAAAAACUGCAAAUCUAAGAUGAAUUUUCCUACUAUUUAAUAGCUUUUCUGCUUGCAUACUUGUUAUUACUACUUAUAAUUUACUGCAAUGAAUAUCUCUUAGCUGGUGCUCGAAAAGAGACGCCCUAGAAGAAUAUAGCUAUCUAUCCUCUUCUACAUUUUCAUGUUCAUUGAUUUCUCAAACCUAUUUUUUAUUUAUUUAUAUUUACUCUCAUGAUAUGAAGUUGUUUUUGUUUUUUUUUAGUAAAUUUAUUUAAUUUGUUUAAUUUCAUCUUAUGAUAAAAACACUGUUUUUUUUUAAUUGUUAUUGAGACAAAUAUUCAUACAACUAAUUAAUUAAUUAAUUACUCUAAUACUGUUUGUUCUACUUUUACUUAUGGGAAAAGCUGACUGAGAUUGUUUUAAUUUAGCUUACUUUGUGUUUCUGGUACUAGCGAUUCAUUUUUUGUUAUCCAUGUGUGUGUCUCUGUGUGUAAGUGUGAGUGAAUACCCACGUUUCUCGACUUCUAAUUUUUUUCUUUUCUUUAUUUAAUGACUUUGAUAAGUGAAAUGCACAACAUCUUAUUCUUCUGUGACAUCCUAUUCUCAGCAUUCCAUCAUAAAGUGUACAUCAUCCACACUUUGGUGGAUCGUUUUUAUUUUUCAACACUAGUUAAACAACAUUCAAUGCUGACUACUGUUUAAUCUUUCUUCUGUUUUUUUCCAUAUCAGUGAGUAGUAGUUACUUGGUUGAUUGCUGUUUUUUUUUCUGUGAUUCUUCCUUCAAUCUUUGCUUCUGUAGUAGUGAGAAUGAAACGAACACAAGACAGAGGAGAGAGAGAGAGAAAAAAGUGUUUCUUUGUGCGAUUGCCUAUUGUCAUUCACAAUGACUACGCAUGUUACUCCAUUGCAUGGGAGGCGUAGUAUGAAAGCGACUUCUGUGUUGAUAAAUGUAUACAUUAUAUUAUUUAUUUACUCAUCUAUCGAAUCCGUAAAAUUGCCUAAUAUUCUCUGUUUGGUUAUUAUCCUCCUUAUCAUUCAUUAUUUAAUAACAUUAACUACAGUGGCUGCAUCCUAUUUUCUUUUUUUUUCUUUUUUUUGGUGUGUAAUUUCAGCUGCACACACACACACACAUGUAUGUGUUCGUUCAUCUCAUUUAUCGGUUUCACAUCCAAGCCACUUACUUGCCUAUCUUUCUUUUUUUCUCUCUAUCUCUAAUCUAGCUUUUCCUCUUUAUUGGUCUGUUCUGAUAAAUUGUUACACACACACACAUGGUCGAAUUGGAAUAGUAUAUUCUUUCUUUUAAACAAUGAUUUAUUUUUCAUGUCAGCAAUGCAGAAAUACACAGAAGGUAUUUCUAUUUCACAUUUCUCUGUGUGUGCUGUUUGUUUUUUCUGGUUGGGAAGUGAUAGUGUAAAUGUAAAAAAAAGGAAAUCUAGUCUAGAGCUAGAUAAACGAAAUAAUCAUCUAUGAAUUAGUGCUAAUUAAAAUAUUUAUCUUCUGUUAAUC
Messenger RNA from Schistosoma turkestanicum, 8023 nucleotides. The record is from the annotation of a GenBank genome assembly. NCBI's taxonomy places the organism in Eukaryota, Metazoa, Platyhelminthes, Trematoda, Strigeidida, Schistosomatidae.